AUGGAAUCUCUUAACUCUCACGAUCAUAUUAGUGGUGAAAAGAAGCAUGUCUCCAUGGGUGUGGAACAUGAGUUGAAUCCCGAGGCUCAUAACGAUUCUAACUCCGACUCAUAUGGUCUCCCACAAUUGUCUGAAAAAUACGAUGCCUUGAGACAGAACAGAAGCCUGAUUAUCCAGCAGACUGAAAUUAUUGGCUCUGCUUACAACAGUUGGUACUUACAAGCAAUCUUACUUUUAAGUGCUUUUAUAUGUGGCUACGGUUACGGGCUGGACGGUAACAUCCGUUAUAUUUAUACUGGUUACGCCACAUCUUCCUAUAGUGAGCAUUCUUUGCUGUCUACCAUCAACGUCAUCAAUGCCGUGGUCAGUGCCGCCUCACAAAUCAUCUACGCCAGGUUGUCUGAUGUAUUUGGCAGGCUAUACCUUUUCAUUAGUGCUGUUAUCCUGUACGUUGUUGGCACAAUAAUUCAAUCACAAGCUUAUGAUGUUCAAAGAUACGCUGCAGGUGCUAUUUUCUACAAUGCUGGCUAUGUGGGUGUAAUCUUGAUUCUCCUGAUUAUACUAUCCGAUUUUUCAUCUUUAAAGUGGAGACUGCUAUAUCAAUUUGCCCCCACUUGGCCUUUUAUCAUCAACACAUGGAUUGCUGGUAACAUCACUUCCAGGGCCAAUCCUAUUGUGAACUGGUCUUGGGAUGUGGGUAUGUGGGCUUUCAUCUUUCCUCUUUCAUGUAUCCCAAUCGUUCUGUGCAUGUUGCACAUGCAGUGGAGAGCUAGAAAGACUCCUGAAUGGCACGCUUUGAAGGGCCAAAAAUCCUAUUACCAAGAGCAUGGUCUUGUCAAGAUCGUAAAGCAAUUGUUUUGGAUGUUAGAUGUCAUUGGUGUUCUCUUGAUGGGUUGCUCUCUAGGCUGUAUCUUGGUCCCACUGACUUUGGCUGGUGGUGUCAAGACUACUUGGAAUGAUUCAAGACUGAUUGGCCCCUUUGUUCUUGGUUUUGUUUUGAUUCCGAUUUUAUGGAUUUGGGAAUAUAGAUAUGCUAGAGAUCCAAUUCUUCCAUAUAAGUUGGUCAAGGAUAGGGCUGUUUGGUCUUCUAUGGGUAUUUCUUUCUUGAUUGAUUUCAUUUAUUAUAUGGCUGCAGAUUAUUUGUAUACAGUUAUGAUUGUUGCUGUCAAUGAAUCUGUUAAAUCUGCAACCAGAAUUUCCACAUUAUCUUCAUUUGUCUCUACUGUGGCUUCUCCAUUUUUCGCUUUACUUGUAACAAGAUGCACGAGAUUAAAACCAUUCAUCAUGUUUGGCUGUUCGUUAUGGAUGGUCGCCAUGGGUUUAUUGUACCACUUUAGAGGUGGUAGUCAAUCGCAUUCAGGUAUUAUUGGUGCAUUAUGUGUCUGGGGCGUGGGUACUACUUUGUUCACUUACCCAGUCACCGUCUCUGUACAAUCUGCCGUUUCGCACGAAAACAUGGCGACAGUUACUGCUUUGAACUAUACACUCUAUAGAAUUGGUUCUGCUGUUGGUUCUGCGGUUUCCGGUGCCAUUUGGACUCAGACUCUGUACAAACAAAUUUUGAAGAGGAUGGGCGAUGUUGCUUUAGCCACAGCUGCCUACGAAUCCCCAUAUACUUUCAUUGAAACCUAUACAUGGGGUACUCCACAAAGGGUGGCCUUGAUGAACGCUUAUAAAUACGUUCAAAGAUUGGAAACUAUUGUCGCUUUGGUGUUUUGUGUCCCAUUAAUUGCAUUUUCCUUAUGUCUAAGAGACCCUAAAUUAACCGACACGGUUGCCGUGGACUACAUCGAGGAUGGUGAAUAUGUCGAUACCAAGGACAGUGACCCAAUCUUGGAAUGGUUCGAAAAAAUUCCAUCAAAAUUCACUUCUAAACGGGACUAA
Messenger RNA from Saccharomyces paradoxus, 1884 nucleotides. RefSeq names its product siderophore transporter (gene ARN1). The transcript has a single exon. Gene Ontology annotation, cellular component: vacuolar membrane; endosome. NCBI's taxonomy places the organism in Eukaryota, Fungi, Ascomycota, Saccharomycetes, Saccharomycetales, Saccharomycetaceae. The coding region runs from base 1 to 1884 and encodes 627 amino acids. Gene Ontology annotation, molecular function: siderophore-iron transmembrane transporter activity. Gene Ontology annotation, biological process: transmembrane transport; intracellular iron ion homeostasis. The record is from RefSeq and is a predicted model, not a curated record.